Messenger RNA from Trachemys scripta elegans, 1091 nucleotides. RefSeq names its product patched domain-containing protein 4-like. The record is from RefSeq and is a predicted model, not a curated record. NCBI's taxonomy places the organism in Eukaryota, Metazoa, Chordata, Testudines, Emydidae. Bases 42 to 1091 code for a protein of 349 amino acids. Gene Ontology annotation, cellular component: membrane. The transcript is spliced from 2 exons.
UAAGCCGCCCGGGAGCAUCUGCAAGCUGGAGCGGGUGGAGGAUGCUGCGGCAGGUGAUCCACAGAGGGCUUCAGUCGUUUUGCUACAAGCUGGGCUUGUUCGUGAGCAGGCAUCCGGUGUUUUUCCUCACGGUGCCCGCAGUCCUGACCAUCGUCUUCGGCUUCAGCCUGCUCAACCGCUUCCAGUCUGAAAGGGACCUGGAGACGCUGGUAGCCCCCAGCCACAGCCUGGCCAAGAUCGAGCGGAGCUUAGCCAGCAGCCUUUUCCCCCUGGAGCAGUCCAAAAGCCAGCUCUAUUCGGACUUGCACACCCCGGGGAGGUAUGGCAGGGUGAUCCUCCUCUCCAAACCUGGAGGCAAUAUUUUGCAUCAGGCUGAUGUGAUCCUGCAGAUCCACCGAGCCGUGCUGGAAAUGAAGGUGAACUACAAAGGCUAUAAUUAUACUUUUUCCCAUCUGUGUGUGUUGAGAAAUCAGGAUAAGAAAUGCGUGCUGGAUGAUAUUAUUUCAGUGCUAGAGGAUCUGAGGCAGGCUGCCCUCUCCAAUAAGACAACAGCCAGGGUGCAAGUGAGCUAUCCCAACACUAAAUUAAAGGAUGGAAGGAGCAGUUUUAUUGGACACCAGCUUGGAGGGGUCAUGGAGGUGCCAAACAGCAAGGACCAGCGAGUGAAGUCAGCCAGAGCCAUCCAGAUCACCUACUACCUCCAAACCUAUGGCUCUGUUGCCCAGGGCCUUAUUGGUGAAAAAUGGGAGAGUGAAUUCUGUAAACUGAUGCGCAAGCUGCAGCUGGAUCACCAAGAUCUGCAGCUCUACUCGCUGGCAUCCUUUAGUCUUUGGAAGGACUUCCACAAGACCAGCCUCCUGGCCAAGGGCAAGAUCUUAGUGAGCCUGAUGCUCAUUCUACUGACUGCGAUGCUCUCGAGCUCCAUGAAGGACUGCCUGCGAGGCAAACCUUUCCUGGGAUUAUUGGGAGUAUUUACAAUCUGCAUCUCCAGCGUCACUGCGGCAGGGAUAUUUUUCAUUACUGAUGGAAAAUAUAACUCUACACUGCUGGGAAUCCCCUUCUUCGCAAUGGGUAAUUCUUUAUCUUCAUAA